AGCGGCGGCUCCCGGGCCGCCUUUGUCCGCGCCCCGGGAUGGCCGGGAUGGCGGCGCGGCGGCCGGCGCAGGUAGGGCGCGGCGGAGCCCGGCGCAACGGGGAUGGGCGCUGCGCGGCGGCGGGGGAGGAUGCCCGGCGCGGCUGCUGCCCGCCCCGGCGCUGCCGGAGAGCGGCCGCUGCCUCGGGUUGCGCCGGUGGGUGUUGAAACCCCCCCGAGCCUGCUCCCCCCGGCAGCACCUCGAGCUGCUGCUUUUACACAUCGGUCUGGUGCUCGUCAGAGGCUGACUUAGGCGCUGCGAAAAUCAUCUUUUCACUGCUUUUUCUCGACUUUGCGCCCACCAGGCAGCCUCUCCAGGGCCAUGAGCAAUGCUGUUUAGGUUAGCGCGUUUAUUAAUAGUUCUUUGUGUUCCGAGAGAAUGCAGUUGUUGGUAGAUGCCGGUGACGUUUGAGGACGUGGUCGUGUAUUUCUCCCCCGAGGAGUGGGCGGAGCUGGCGGGAUGGCAGCAGGAGCUGUACCGGGAGGUGAUGCUGGAGAACUACGAGGUGGUCGCGUCCCUGGGCUGGCCCUCUGCCAAGCCCGAAGUCAUCUGCAAGAUUGAGCGAGAGGAGGAGCCGUGCGUAGGAGACCUCCCAGACCCCGGCGCGUGGAGAAGACAGCAGCUCUCUUUGCCAGAUGGUGACACCCAGAUGAAAAAGGAGGAAGAGGAAGGCCCAGAAACGCUGCCGGCAGCUGCUGCGUUCCUGGGCAAGUCCGAGCCGCGCUCGAAGCGGCGGGGCGGCCCGGCCCGCGGCCGGCUGGGCAGGCGGCGGGGGGGUCCGGCGGCGCGGCCCCGUGCCCAGCCCCUCCUGGCUCUGCGGCCGGCAGCCCCGCUGAAGAAAAACCCGCCCACGUGCCCCGAGUGCGACAAGAGCUUUAAGAGCAACACGGCGCUGACCAUCCACGAGAGGAGCCACACGGGCGAGCGGCCCUUCAAGUGCCAGGAGUGCGGGAAGGGCUUUCCCUCCAAGGGGGACCUCAAGAGGCACCAGAAGACCCACGCGGGGAGGGCCGGGCCCCCUUCUCUCCGAGCUGCAAUCUGCCUCCCUCCGAAGCUGCUGCUUGCUCGGCCCCAGCGCGGCCCCCUGGGACCCAAGAGGCCCCACGCGUGCGCCCAGUGCGGGAAGAGCUUCGGCAAGAGCCGAGACCUCAAGAAGCACCAGCAGACGCACACGGCGGAGCGGCCCUUCGCCUGCCCGCAGUGCGGGAGCAGCUUUCGGCUCAAGCAGAUCCUGGUGUCGCACCAGAAGGUGCACGGCGGGGAGAAGCCCUUCCGCUGCGCCGACUGCGGCAAGCGGUUCAGCCAGAAGCAUCACCUGCUGAGCCACCAGCGCGUGCACACGGGCGAGAAGCCCUUCGCCUGCGCCCAGUGCGGCCACCGCUUCAGCCAGAAGCACCACCUGGUCAGCCACCAGCGCAUCCACACCGGGGAGCGCCCCUUCGUCUGCGCCCGCUGCGGCAAGAGCUUCAAGGACAAAAAGACCCUCAUCAUCCACGAGAGGAUCCACACCGGUGAGAAGCCCUACAAGUGCAACGAGUGCGGCAAGACCUGCAGCCAGAAGCAGCACCUGAAGAGCCACCAGCGCGUGCACCGGGGCCCGCGGACGCUGGGCGCCCUGGAGAGCAGGCGGCGAGAGGACGCGGCGGUGUCCGCACAGGGCACGCGGGCGGAGGCGAAGCCCUUCCAGUGCGCCGCCUGCGAGAAGAGGUUUCGGGACGAGGGGAUCAUGCUGGCCCACCAGCGGACCCACGCUGAGCAGGGGCUGCUCGGGAGCAUCCCCCGGGCAGGGCAGAGCCUGCGGCUGGCUCUGCAGCAGAGCUGCCCGCUGGAGCAGGCGCGGGGCCCCAGCCCGCUGCUCCCCGGGGCCGGCGCUCCCCAGAAACCGGCUCUCGCGGCUCCGCAGGGAGCCCUGGCUGCCAGGAGACCUUUUGCUUGUGGUAAGUGUGGGAAGAGGUUCACCCAGAGCAAGUACCUCCGGCUGCACCAGAGGAGCCACACGUGAAGCAGAGCGAGCGGCCGGCGGUGUCCUUCACCCGAGCUCCGGCUCCGGGGGUGCCCGGGCCCCCCCGAACCCAGCCAGCCGCCCUGGGGACUGCCCAGCCGCUUUGCCGGAAACCACGCUCGCCUCAGCCUCGCCGUGAGAAACGUCUCCUUGAAACACAGACUCGACCCCCCUCGCCUCUGCUCCUUGCGGGACACUCAAAACCCAGAUGUUGCCCUUCUCCCCAGUUUCCUACGGGCAGCUCAGCCUGCUGCCUCGCUGCCCCCUUGGUACCUGCAGAACAGCCGAGAUGGAAGUGGAGUAACGGGGAUCUUCCCUGGCUUUCUGAGUACGGUCGGCCCUUGCUGGUUUGCACAAGCACUUGUGAAAUCGCUGGAUUUUGCCAGUGAGACAGUAAACAUAUGAUUGCUCUGUAAACAGGCACGGAUGCUGCCUUGCAAUGAACGCAGCUCGUUUCUUUGACCGUGUA
Messenger RNA from Dromaius novaehollandiae (emu), 2510 nucleotides. Its product is annotated as zinc finger protein 250-like. Gene Ontology annotation, molecular function: DNA-binding transcription repressor activity, RNA polymerase II-specific; RNA polymerase II cis-regulatory region sequence-specific DNA binding. Gene Ontology annotation, biological process: embryo development; urogenital system development; regulation of transcription by RNA polymerase II. The coding region runs from base 434 to 2041 and encodes 535 amino acids. Gene Ontology annotation, cellular component: nucleoplasm; nucleus. The transcript has 4 exons. Lineage: Eukaryota; Metazoa; Chordata; Aves; Casuariiformes; Dromaiidae. The record is from RefSeq and is a predicted model, not a curated record.